AUGGCUAUCGGCAGAGGUAUUUACAAAUACUUAGCUGCUGAACAUGUCUUGUUUGUUUACAUGAUGGCUUCUGGUCUGAGCAUACCCACCAAGACUCAGUACAUUGAGAGGCGCAUCGCCAAGGAACUGGGAGUCGGAUCCUACAGCGAGGCAACGUGCCUCACCAACAAAUCCAGCCCAGAUUAUGAAAUACAGCUGGACAUUCAACGCCAGAGUACCAUGUGGAUGUUGUAUAUCACUGUCUGUAUUCAGUUCCCGGCAUUGAUCAUGAGCAACGUAUGCGGCGGCAUCAGCGAUCGUUACGGUCGGCACGUCCCUUGCGCGGUGCCCUGCAUUGGUCUCAUGCUGUCCUACGUCAUCAGUGCCUGCGUUGUGUACUUUGAACUUCCCCUGGCCGUGUUUCUGGCGGGGAGUUUGAUUGUUGGCGUGUCGGGUGAUCUCACCUCCGUUGUUACCGGAUGUGCAGGGUACAUUUCGGAUGUUACCCAGCCUGAAAGUAAAGAGAGGACAGCCCGCUUUGCUCUGAUCGACGUAGCUUUCACCUCGUCAAACAGCUUGAUACAGUUCGCCAUCGGUUAUGUCAUCACUCUUUACGGUUUUGCCGCGCCUUUCUACAUUGGCAUGGUCUUGAUCGGCGUUUGUGCCUGUUGUAUCAUAUUCUGUCUUCCGGACAGACGCAGUUAUGUCCACAGCCCGUCAACUGACACUGCAAUACAGGCCAACCGCCCCGAGGAGGAGAUAGCCCAGAAGAACCCUAUCAACAUCUUCAGAAAUGUUUACAGCCUCUUCCGGCAGGCUCCGGGUAAGCCCAGCGGUCGCGGUUGGCGGCUGUGCGCCUACAACUUCAUCACUUGUGCCAGCAUCAUGUUGAUUGUUGCCAACUCGGUCAUCAGUGUGCUGUACACGACAGGUCAGCCGUUCUGCUUGACUCCGGUACAAGAGGGAUAUUAUGGUGCCUCAAUGUUUGCUGUCUUCACUGGAGGUACCUUGCUGGCGGUGACUGUACUGCAGCGGUUCCUUUCACCGUUUUGGAUCAUGCAUCUGACGUCUGUGUCCAUCAUUGCGUCUGUGGUUCUUGUGGCCCUAGCAAAGACCAAGCUCCUCCUUUACAUAUCACUCAUUGUUGGAAUGUUCACCUAUAUGGCAAUCCCGCUGUCAAGAAGCAAAAUGGCGGAUCUGUAUGAACCGGAUGAACAAGGUGUCAUGUUUGCAUUCAGUGGUUGCCUUACCAGCCUGGCCGCCUUCGUGACUCCGCUGAUCUUUAACGCCAUCUAUUCCAGCACGUUGCAUUUCAUGCCGGGGUUUGUCUACUUCGUCAUGGCUCUGGUCGCGGUGUUAGCCUGGCUCGUAAUCCUGAUUCUGCAUGUGAAGGAGCCCAAAGUAAGCCACCAGUAUCGACCACUCAAAAUAGACGAUCCUGACGGACUUCCAACGCAUUGCCCAGACACUUAUGAUGAUUCCACAGGACAUGAAGAGGUUGGAUUCAAGGGUGACUAGCUGGGCUUGACUAUUACUGUUAACACUUGAGUAUUCUUAUUAAUUUCAAAUGACCACUUGUGUGACUAGAUUAAGUAUUCAUCUCAGCACACUGUAUUCAAGCAUGUAUAUUUUUUUCAAGAUUGAAGAGGUUUAUUUUUGGUAUUUGUUUAUGUGGUAUGGGACUUUGGGCAAAGUGGACGUUUAGUUUGGUUUUGUGCAUGGCACAGGGAUCGUGCAAGAAAACAUAGUUUUCUGUACUAUAGGCAUGAUUGAUGUAAAAACGUUUACUUUGUAUUCCUCAACUUUGUAGCGUUAAGUUGUAAAUAGUCUUUACAGAAGUGCUACAGGCAUAGUUUUGUCAUUUGAAUAAAAUUAAGCUUUAAUUUUGGUUUGAGCAUGGCUCAGGGUUUAUGAAAGAAAACAAAUGUUUUGUUUAAAGGUGUCAUUGAUGUAAAAAAAAAGUACUUUACAUGUCUAUUUUUAAGAUAAAGUUGUAAAUAUUCUGUAUGGAUUUGGUGGUUUUUUUAAUGAAAUAUACGUUUGUGAUUGGCAUAUCCAUUUCUAUUUGCCUGGGAGACAUUGCACUUGUCAAUAUGUGUUCUCUUGCCCAUACCCACUCUCAAAUGCACAAUUGCCUUAAUAUACUUGGUUCGGUAUCAAUCGAUUGCAGGUUAUAUUCAUCAGACAGGGACGGACGUAAGUGGGCUCAGACAUUUUUGCCUGAAAUUUCAUUCAGGGAAAGUGUGGUGUCAAUGUAUGGUGCCAAUAUGUUCUUUACAAUAAAACUGAAAUCAGGCCAUCUCGGGAGGAUUUUCCAUGUGACACUUCAAACAAAAAACGAGACACUGGCAAAAGUCCAAAGUCAGAUGAAAUUGUGUAAUAAUGGCUCUGCAUGUAUUUUAUUGACAUAAAGUGGCCGUAACAUUGCAAUAUCAGACUGUACCACCAGACCUCUACUCCACCACACCAGUAAAAUCUGAUCUACAUCAUGUCAAGUUACAUUAACUUGCAUAAAGAUAAGAAACUUCAUAAAUGUGCAAGAAACUUGUACAAAAAACAGUGACUUAAUCACUUCUGCAUAAUUAUAUCUAGUAUAAUCUAUUCAAGACUUAAUGACAAAUUCCAGACAUUAAUUUUAUCCACAUGAUAUUUUAUUUUACUGAAGUUAUCCAUCAGCAGGGAAAACCUUUCAGUUUUCUAAAAGUAUUUUUAACUCAUUGAAUAUAAAUACAUUGAAAUACCACCACACAAUGUCACUUAUAUUGCCACCAGUUAUAAAAUGACUAUUUCUGUAUGAAAUAAAUUAAUUCAUCCUUAGA
Messenger RNA from Patiria miniata (bat star), 2798 nucleotides. Its product is annotated as solute carrier family 46 member 3-like. The transcript is spliced from 6 exons. Gene Ontology annotation, cellular component: plasma membrane. NCBI's taxonomy places the organism in Eukaryota, Metazoa, Echinodermata, Asteroidea, Valvatida, Asterinidae. Gene Ontology annotation, molecular function: transmembrane transporter activity. The record is from RefSeq and is a predicted model, not a curated record. Gene Ontology annotation, biological process: transmembrane transport. Bases 1 to 1497 code for a protein of 498 amino acids.